Rosa chinensis is the source of this 1578-nucleotide messenger RNA. Its product is annotated as kinesin-related protein 4-like. The record is from RefSeq and is a predicted model, not a curated record. The coding region runs from base 1 to 1578 and encodes 525 amino acids. NCBI's taxonomy places the organism in Eukaryota, Viridiplantae, Streptophyta, Magnoliopsida, Rosales, Rosaceae. The transcript is spliced from 4 exons.
AUGGUAGGCAACGACCUUGACCUAUGGAUUCCAAGGGGAGCCGAUAUCGAAGCAGAUGAGGUUCCCGAUUAUGGGCAGCCGGAUUAUUUUACAAUAAAGGUGUUUCAUGGGAGCUGUAUAAGGGAUAACAAGUAUGUGGGAGGAAAUGUGAAUUUUUUUGACUAUGUGGAUAAGGACAAGAUGUCCCUCGUAGAGAUAGACAAUAUGGUGAGGCAAUUGGAUCCAACAUAUGAAGGGCAGAGAAUAGAUUAUUGGUAUAGGAUUGGUUCCGAGGAUGAAGCAUUGACGAAGCUAAGUACUGAUUUGGAUGCCAUAACAAUGUGUUGCUGUGUACCUUCAAUUAGGUUGGUGUUACUGUAUUUAGAUCAUAUAGAGCUACAUGGUGUGUAUGGGGACAGCUUGGAUGAAGUGUAUGAAAUAGAGGACAUCUUUUUUAGCCAAGCAAAAUCUGGUGGGGUAGUUAUAGAGGAACUGCCAGAUAGCCCAAGAAAAAUAGCAAAGAGAAACGCUGGGAUAGUUAUAAGAGAAGUCCAGGAUAUUGUGCCAUUUCAACAGAUGAAGGCUGCUAGUAUUGGUCCAAAUGACAAGGGUAAAGAAAAGGUUGAUGAAAGGAGCAACCAAAACUCUAGCGGUAUCGACUUUGAUGAUCUGCACGAUAUAGACAUCCUAGAUUUCAUGCAAAGUUAUGGUGGACAAGGGUUUGAAGAUAAUGAAGAGGAUGAAGAAGAUGAUGGAUCUGAUGGGAAUAAUGAUGAUGAUUACAACCCUGAGGUGGAUGAUGAAGAUUAUGACCCUUAUGGUAUAGAUGAUGAUGAUGAUGAUGAUGAUGAUGAUGUAGAGGGUAUGGAAGGAAGUCAAGGAGCAGAUGGUGGAAAGCAAACUGAAGAUGGUGUAGGAACAAGCAGUCAAGGAUCUGUAUUGGGGAGCAUAGAUGCAUAUGCUGAUUUGGAGGACAAUGAGGACAUGUUUGCUAAUGUGGAUUCGGAUGAAGAGAGAAUGGGACCUGCCGUAAACUCUGAUGGGGAGCCUGAAGAUGAAUUCCCAGAAUUUAACCCGAACACAGACAUGAAGAAACCUGAGUUCUGCAAAGGGAUGAUAUUUGCUAAUGUAAGGAUAUUAAGAGCUGCAUUGAGGGAGAAAGCAAUUCAAGGUGGCUGGGAAUACGUGUACCUCAAAAAUGACAAGCAAAGAUUAAGAGUGAUAUGCAAGGAGGAUGACUGCCCCUUCGAGCUUUAUGCAUCAAAAAUGCAACAUGAGAACACACUAAUGAUCAAGACAUAUGAAAGUGAGCACAAGUGCACAAGAAAGUGGAACAACACAAUGGUAAGGUCUAGAUACUUGACUGCAAAAUUCAAGGACAAGAUUCAGCUUAAUGAAAACUGGAACACAGGUUCUCUUGCCCAAACCAUGUCUACGAAGAUCAAGGCAAGGGUAUCAAAGCAAAUGGCCUAUCGGGCUAAAAGGGCAGCUUUGUUGGAAUUGGAGGGCUCUAUUAGGGAACAAUUUGCAAGGCUGGCAGACUAUGGCAAAGAGCUGCAGCGGGUUGACCCAGCAACCACGAUAGAUAUCAAGUUGUAG